GGUAUUUUGUAUCUGUGUUAACCUAAAAGUUUGAAUUUUGUUUUUAAACCGUAUAUCGUGUUUUAAUAUUUAAUUUUUAUAAUGUCAAAUGAUAAUUUAUUACAAAAAACUGCGCAACGCUUAGGAGUGUAUCAGGAAUCAGUUAUUAACAAAACCAGGGAGUUUUUGCGAGUUCUAAGCAACAAAGGGAGCAUAAAAUGCUUAAACGAGAACGCAAAAACAAUAUUAUGUUUCGAUUUGGCCUCUAUAUUAUUAGGAACACCUUUUGAUAAGGAAACUGCUAUAAAAUUGUCAGGCUUAAAGAAAAGUUUGUAUAACAACAACCACAACACUUUAGAAAAAGUUUUAGACUUAAAUAAACAGUUGAGCAUAUCGGAAUUAUGCGUACAAAUGAGUUGUACAGUUGUAAAGGACAUAGCUGAGGAUAUCUUUGAUAAAUAUAAAAAUUUUGAUAACAAAAUAAAAGAUUUAAAUCAUCCACAGUAUGCGGCUGCUGCCGUUUUUACAGCUUGCAAGUUAAAACAUGUUGGUGUAAAUAAAUCUCAGUUUGCUACUGUAAGUCGCUUAAAGCCAGCACAGUGGAAAGAAUUAACAGAAGAGUUUAAAAAAUUUGCCGAAACUAUUGGUAUGACUGGGGGUAAAAAACGACAAAAAGCUAAUGAAAAUAAAAAUGAAGAAGAAAUGUUUGUAGAAGUGGUUAGUGCUGCUGACUACAAGCCGGAGGUCGUGGCUUCGAAUCCCAUCAGGGGUAUGGCUGUUUAUUUGUGUUUGUCCUAUUGUUUAAUAGUCCUUCGGGGGGACUUUAAGCCCGCGCAGUUGGCUUCUGGGACUUCUUAG
Brassicogethes aeneus is the source of this 837-nucleotide messenger RNA. The record is from the annotation of a GenBank genome assembly. NCBI's taxonomy places the organism in Eukaryota, Metazoa, Arthropoda, Insecta, Coleoptera, Nitidulidae.